AGACACCGCUGGGUGGCAGGAACAGGGGUGGGGAGAGACGGCCUUUUCUCCGCAAAGCCAUGAAAGACCGCCGGCUCGUCCGGAAACAACCUCGAAAAGUCAGUCGGGCUCCGUUCGUCGGCCUUCGGCUCUAAAUCGGGAAGAGUCCAAGUCCGGUUCCAGAUCUUCAUGGACAUAUCGCCGAGCGGUUUUGAUGUCAGGGGACGGCGGAGCCGGUCCGAAGGGAGUUUUGAUCUUUAGGCAGGCGUCCGGGCCGAGAUGAGCGGAGGUCGCUUUGAGUUCGACGACGGCGGCGCCUACUGCGGGGGCUGGGAGGGCGGCAAGGCCCACGGCCACGGCAUCUGCACCGGCCCCAAAGGCCAGGGCGAGUUCUCCGGCUCCUGGAACUACGGCUUCGAGGUGGUGGGGGUCUACACCUGGCCCAGCGGGAACACCUACGAGGGCUACUGGUCGCAGGGCAAACGUCACGGCCUCGGGGUCGAAACCAAAGGCCACUGGAUUUACAGGGGCGAGUGGACGCACGGCUUUAAGGGGAGGUACGGCGUCCGGAUCAGUGUCGGCAGCGGGGCGAAAUACGAGGGCACCUGGAACAACGGACUGCAGGACGGCUACGGAACGGAAACGUACGCUGAUGGCGGUACUUUCCAGGGUCAGUUCACAGGCGGGAUGCGGCACGGCUACGGGGUCCGCCAGAGCGUCCCCUACGGCAUGGCGGCGGUCGUCCGCUCUCCUCUCCGGACCUCCCUGACUUCCCUUCGCAGCGAGCACAGCAACGGGACGGUCCUGCAGCAAGACGUGCCCACCAUCACCACCACGAGCGCGUCCGGCGAGGAGAGUGCCGUGGCCAACCCUGCCCAACUGGGACCGUCGCGGGGAGGCUUCGCCCUCACUCUCCAGGUGGAUUCGGAGGCAGCCAGACCCAAGAAGAAAAGUCUGUUUCGCAGGAGCGCUCUGCUCGGUAAACUGAAGAAAGCCGACUCCAGCGCCUCGCUGUCCAGCCAGAGGAGCAAGAUCAGUUUCUUGAGGACCGAGUCGGCUUUGAGCUCCAACGCCAGCGACACCCAAUCCACCAUCAGCGUCGGGGACGAGAGCCUCGCCGGUGGGGAGGACUUCCCCCCCGUUGAGUCUGACAUCGACGCCACCACCACGGAAGUCUACAUGGGCGAAUGGAAGAACGACAAGCGCUCAGGAUACGGAAUAAGCGAGCGGUCCAGCGGGCUCAAGUACGAAGGCGAGUGGCUGAACAACCAAAGGCACGGCUACGGCUGCACCACCUUUGCCGAGGGGGGCAAAGAAGAGGGCAAGUACAUGAACAACAUGCUGGUGAAGGCUGUGAAGAAGCGAGUCAUCCAACUGAAGGGAACAAAGAUCAAGCAGAAGGUGGAGAGAGCCGUGGAGGGCGCUCAGCGGGCGGCUGCCAUCGGCAAGCAGAAGGCGGAGAUUGCCGCCUCCAGGUCCACCCACGCCAAAGCCAAGUCAGACGGAGCCGAUCAGGCCGCUCAAGCCUCCAACAGCGAGUCCGCCAUCGCCAGGCUGGUGGCCAAAGAGCUGUCGCCGACCUUCUACCAGCCAGGUCCGGAAUAUCUGAAGAAAAGACAAAUGCCAGAAGUCGGGGAGGGAAGUGAGAGCACUGAUAUUGUCAUGCACGAGCCGCUGUUGGCCGGGGAGGAGCCCGCGCCCACGCCGCCCGAAAGCCCCAUCGGGAACGAACUAGACAGCCUCAUGCCCGGAUCCUCUCCGGGCCGCACCCCCUCCCCCAGUCCGGGCAUCUUCCUCAAGGAGGACCCCAAACUUUUAGGUCCUGGCAACUGGAAUGACGACAAAGCGAGUAAAGGGAGCAGUAAACCCAACAGCAGGCCCAGCAGUCGCCCCACCACUCCGUCGCUCCCCGUUCCGGUUCCCGCUGCGCCAGAUGGCGCAAGCGGUCCCGGCCUAUCCCGAACCCCGAGUCGCCACAGCGCCAAGAACGAGCAGGGGUCUGACUUGGAGAUAAAGGCCUUGCAGAAAUGUGACGCAGGGCUGAAUACUCCAGAUACCGCAACUCCAUCCAAAUCUGCAAAAAACAGAUUUAUGGCCCCGGGUGACGAGGAAAAGACGGGCCCCGGCCCCAAAGCGGUCCCGGGAGCCGGCGCUCCAAAUCCGAAAGCCAAUGAUCUCGAGCUCGAAAGACUUCCGACAAUUAGCGACCGAGAGCGGCUGCGGGAGGCGAGCAGGCCCGCCGUCAAGGUGGUCAAGGAGACCAAACUGCUGCCGAAACCGCAAGCCAGCCCUGCACCGUCCCCGAAGCCUGCGACCAACUACGAACCCAAGACGGCCAAAAGCAACGGUGCCAAACCUGUCUUGAAAGUGGAUCCCAAAGCGGAAGCCCGGCUGAAGGCGCCAAUGUUGAAUUCAAACACUGAAGUGACUGCCGAUUCUUUGGAGCAGGAGAGCCCCAACGGCAUCAUGAUCUGCAUGGUCAUCCUGCUCAACGUGGGCUUGGCCAUUCUCUUCGUGCACAUUUUGUCAUGAGGCCUUUUCGCCGCCACCUCGGUCAGGUCGCCGCCCGCGUCGCAGCGAGACCCGGUUUGGACCCGAGCCCCCGGCGAGACGCGGAAGGAAAUCGGACCGCGAGGGCCCCCCCCCCCCCCCCCCUCGCCGGGCUGCCGUCUCCGCACGCAACUGAGAAGCUGAAGGACACCGAAUGACUCAAACGGCUCAGUUUGAAGUUUUGGGUACGAGAGGAAGCUCUGAAUGCACUCGAGGAGUCGAUAUUUCACUCGUGCCAACGUUGUACGCAAAGAAAACGCUUUUAUGAAAUCCUUUUCUCGCACACAAGCUUGAUCACACAACAGCAAAGGGGGUGUUUUAAUUUAUUAAAUCCUCACAAUGUGU
Molecule: messenger RNA, 2874 nt
Organism: Syngnathoides biaculeatus (alligator pipefish)
Lineage: Eukaryota; Metazoa; Chordata; Actinopteri; Syngnathiformes; Syngnathidae
Gene: jph2
Product: junctophilin 2
Exons: 6
Coding region: 259-2511 (750 amino acids)
Cellular component (GO): sarcoplasmic reticulum; junctional membrane complex; endoplasmic reticulum membrane
Source: RefSeq, a predicted model, not a curated record